CUUCGGGUUUGUUGAACGUCAAAAUUCACGUCAACAUCUUGCCCACUAGUAGUAGAAUAAAAAACAUCCCCAUUAAGUGGCGCAGCCCCUAUUGGCAGGGUAAAAUGAGGCAAGCGUUGCACGAGGAAAUUGCGCAGCUGAGCAUCCAUUCCAAGCCCUAAAGCGAUGGAAUUGAAAGUUUGGGUCGAAGGAAUCCAACGAAUAGUCUGUGGAGUCACUGAGAAUACCACUUGCCAGGAUGUAGUGUUUGCCCUAGCUCAUGCUACUGGCAAAUCUGGACGGUUUACACUGAUUGAACGCUGGAGGAACAACGAGAGACAACUGGCGCCCCAUGAGAACCCGAUGAAGAUUUUGCUCAAAUGGGGCGAAUACUCGAACGACGUGCAGUUCAUACUACAAAGAAGCGACAGCAGCAAACCCCCCAACAAGCCAAAGCCCCACAAUUCAGUGGCGCAGCCCCCCUAUACGGACAUACUAAAAGACAGUCAAAGCCGAGCGUUUGAAACCAGCAAACACCUAUCCAGCCCCGAUAAUGUGGGGAUUGUGAAAGGAAUCCAGCAGCAACAGGUGAAAACCGUGCAGCUCGAAGUUAGGGAACCAUUCCCGAACAAUUCGCCCCACAGUUCCCCUAAAAAGCCCAACUAUAUGGGCUCUGAUUCGUCCGAUCGGGGCUUGUUGGAGUCUCCUAGUCAUAAGGUGGCCCCCUCCUACAAGGACCCCCCUGCGCCGCCGCCCUACAGAGACCCGCCGCCUCCUAGUUCAAAUGUUAACAACGAUAAGUUUAAGAAAAACAUAUUCCCGGCUGCGCCCAAGUGGGAUGCCAAAACCCGACAGCCUCCCCAAGAUAAUGCUCUCUAUAAUGCUCAAUAUCGGGAAUUAAUCGCGCUGAUCAAUUAUCAAAGAGACAAGCUCAACAGCCAGCAGGUGGAUCUCACUAAGUUCGACGCCGAAAUAGUCUUCUGGGAAAGCAAGGAACGAGAGAAGCAGCUGCAGCUGGACUUUAUUGCGCAGGAAAUGGCGAACAUCAGCAGCCAAACGAAAAACAACAAAGACCAAAUCCAGGACCUGGCCUAUGUGGAGGAUGAGAGCGAAAUAGUCAAGCAGCAGGAGAAGACGCUCAAAUCCGAAAUCACCCUGCUGCGAUCCAAACUGGCCAACUGUGAAACGGAACUGCUGCAAUGCAAGAACAAAAUAAGGCUCUUAAUGGACGAGCUGCAAUUGGAACAGCGAAUGAGCAGCAAAAAGCACGAAACGCGCAAGCAAGUAGAACGAAGUAUCCUAAUGGAACUAGAGCGGAUUCAAAAGGACAUCGAGCUGGCCAAACAGAGCACCGACAUGCACCAUCUAACUGCCGAGGAUCUGAAGAAAGAGGUGGCGCAAUUGGAAGUGUGCAUAAUCGAAAAAAAGAAGCAGGUGGAACAAUUGGUUCAGGAAAUGAAGGAGGCCAACCUGCAAAGUCUCAGUAUCGCACCCCCCGAGGAUAUCCGACAAAUCCUGGAGGGUCCCACCAAGGGCACGACUCGCAAAAUGAUCGGAUCGCCCAGACAACUGGAAAACGCGGUCCCGACUAGCAAAAAUCCCCACGGCGUCUGGGUCUAAAGUGAUUUAUUUAUUCCCCAUUAGCCGAAAUGUAGGUAGGUUUAAUGUACUUAAAAAAAUUCCCUGGGAGACCCACUGGCGCCCUUGAAGGUGUUUAUAGGCCAUUGAAACGCAACCGGAGGUUAGGACCAAUUUUAUAAAAACACCCUGUAUGGUACCAAGCACGCAUUCAAGUUCUAUGUAGUGAGAUUCUUUGAAGGUAAGGGGUGUUGUCAAUAUUCCAUGUGUCCCACGAUAGGUGAAGAAGUGAAAUUGGCAUAAAAAUCAAAUUUGUGGAUCCUGCUGUUGAAAAACUAAGGUCUAUAAAAAAUUGUUAUUCCGGGUUAUAGAGGGCGUUUUAUAAACCAAUUGGAAAAACUUAUAUUUUGUAUACCUUAGUUUUACAACAAGCAGGAUUCGAUUUUUUUUGUCCAAUUAUUCGACUUCUUGUUAAUCUAUCCUGGAACUCACUGUAGAUGUUUAUUUAGCUCGUAAUUUCAGAAUCUCCAUUACCAGACAAACCAGAUGUUUUAUAGUCGUGUAGGUUUAGCAUUUACAGGAUUGUAUGUUCCAUCUUGUCAGCUCUUUUCUCAAUUAACUAGUUUGGGUUUCUUCAAAUAUUGCACUCAUUUUUCUUCUGCUGAUGCGAUUUUACCAUCACAUUAGAUUUUAUUAAAAGGUUCAAUAUUCAAGAUUAUUCGGGUGGCUGAUAAAUAAGUUGGAACACGCUCCCUGUACUGUAUUGAAAUUUGAAUAAUUACGAAAGCCUAUUGAUCUCAGCAGGUCUUUUUUCCAUGUAAAAUAUUUCCGUUUUUCUACUACUAGUAAAAUGCAAAUUGAUAAGCCACAAAGUAAAGUCACGUGUUUCUCGACUGAAGUGUUUUGUAUAUUGUUAUGCCAUAAUGUAAGCAAAUUAUUUAUUUACAUUUUAGCGAACUGCACGUUAAUCUCUUGGUAGGCUCUUGUUUAGUGUUUUUUAUAUUUUUCUAUUAUUAUUUAUGCACCGAUUUCUAUUUAUAUUAAGUUACACUGCCAUAUCAAAAGGUAUAGAUAUUUAUAUAUAUAGAAAUUAUAAAUUUGAAUCGAUUAA
Molecule: messenger RNA, 2668 nt
Organism: Dendroctonus ponderosae (mountain pine beetle)
Lineage: Eukaryota; Metazoa; Arthropoda; Insecta; Coleoptera; Curculionidae
Gene: RASSF8
Product: ras association domain-containing protein 8
Exons: 9
Coding region: 166-1599 (477 amino acids)
Biological process (GO): signal transduction
Source: RefSeq, a predicted model, not a curated record